UAAUGCACACAAAUCGAUUUUAUCUCAUCUAUUUUUCUCUUUUCACAACAUAUCUUAUGGUUCUACAAUAAUUCUCUUAUUUUGGCAAUUUCCGUACUAUUUCAGUAUUUUUUUUGUUAGCAAACAGGCUCCAAUAAUUGGGCAGAGCUCAGGCGCGAGGAGGUGAAAAACUGAGGAAUAAAAAUGGUGAAGGGAAGUAAAUUGCUACUGAAAGGCUCCGGAAUCGGAAUAAACAACACUCUUGCUGAAAUAUUAGUAUGUCCACUCUCCAAACAACCCCUUAGGCUGUGUAAGAAAAUAAAUGCCCUAAUUAGCGAUUCGAUUGGAGUUUCAUAUCCGAUUGUUAAUGGAAUUCCUCGUCUUGUGCCGAUGGAUGGAAAAUUGAUUGAUUCCGAUGAAAGAUCCAAUUCCGAAGAACCAGCGGAUUCACCCAAUUCAAAAACUGAAAGAAUAAUUUCAGGCUUGAGAGUGCCGCCCAAUCCAACACGACCAGAGCUGUCGAGUGUCGAACUACAAGUCUUUGUGCCCAUUAUAAGAAUAAAACUAGCUAACAAUAGCUCGUUUGUUGACGCCAACUGCCAGUAGUCUGUUCAUAUGACUUGUUCACCACUCAGAGAUCCAUAUCAACCCUUGACUUUUCCCCUUUUCACAGCCCGUAAAGAGAACAGAACUCUUGCGUCAUUAGCUGCUUCACUGCAUUUCCUGCCUAAGUUGAUGAUACUAGAAAUUCAGGGUCUCUUCAUCUGAAUCAAGUUUGAGAAGAAGAAAUUUUCCUCACUUAUUAUAAAACUCUAGUAUUCGUC
Molecule: messenger RNA, 803 nt
Organism: Olea europaea var. sylvestris
Lineage: Eukaryota; Viridiplantae; Streptophyta; Magnoliopsida; Lamiales; Oleaceae
Product: UPF0434 protein RPE_0408
Exons: 2
Coding region: 184-585 (133 amino acids)
Source: RefSeq, a predicted model, not a curated record